Scylla paramamosain (green mud crab) is the source of this 985-nucleotide messenger RNA. RefSeq names its product RPII140-upstream gene protein-like (gene 140up). Bases 36 to 890 code for a protein of 284 amino acids. The transcript is spliced from 5 exons. Gene Ontology annotation, cellular component: mitochondrion. Lineage: Eukaryota; Metazoa; Arthropoda; Malacostraca; Decapoda; Portunidae. The record is from RefSeq and is a predicted model, not a curated record.
CACACACACACACACACACACACACACACAACAACAUGGCAGGGUUAGGUAAAGACAGCUAUACCAGACUCUACCGCACCUUCCUGGCCUCACGUGCCAAGGGGGGCGGGGCAACACUGGGACUGUCUAUAUUAUUUUUCGAGAACCCUGACGAGGUGGACCCGAACAGCAAGACAGCGAAGAGCCACCUGAGUGAGAGGACAGAGAUGACCGGUCUGCAGAGGCUGAAGCUCAUGUAUAGUUAUGAUGCCUAUGGGAACCUUAGCCCGGAGCUCUCCAUGGUGAUCCAGAGUGGGCUGACGGGUGUAUUUAUGGGCACGGUGAUUGGCGGCACGAUGCAUUCCCGGGAAAGUUACCUCAGCUUCAUUGAACGCAACCAGGGCACGACCUUCCAGAACAUCAGGGAGGCGCAGAAACAACUACAGAACAAGGUUACUGUUGGGUUUGGCCGUGGUGCCUGGAUGCUGGGGUGGCGGCUUGGCUUGUUCUGUGGUGCCUUCAUGCUGUUCACCAAUUCUAUAGCAGCAUAUCGAGGCAAAUCUUCCAUUAUAGAGUACAGUGCCGGGGGUUUCAUCACAGGUGCCAUGUAUAAAUUCAAGCUGGGACCGAGAGCCUCCUUAGCUGGGGGUCUCAUGGGCGGCCUCCUGGGCACUGUGGCUGGCAUCGUUAACACAGGAAUCCUUUACAUAACAGGCACCUCCACAGACCAGUUGAGGAGAUUUCACUACGAAUGGCAAGAAAGCAAACAGGAGGAGCGUCUCAGACAAAUGUACAAAGCCCGAGAUAAAGACUUGGAUGCACUCUCCCUGGAGCACGGCACCAAGCUGACAAACACCCAAGACCCUCUGGUGGGUGUAGACAACAUUGCGGCUGCCACCACCAAGCAAUGAACACUGUGAUAAUUUACCACCUAAGGGACCCCAGAGUGCUCGUGUACAGUCUAUGUUUCCGUUGAUUACCGAUAAAUAUAUUGUGGUGUAGUGUU